CUCUCUUGCACAUUCACUAUCCCAUCCAUUGCUUCUCUCUUUGAGCCAUUUCUUUGCUUUCUCACAAACAUGAAACGCAUGGACCUAUUCUGUGCUUCUCCAGCUUCCACAGCCAUAUGUUCAAGCAUGGAACAACGGUCCAUGGUCCGCCAUGCCACAAGGCCAAUCGAUCGCCAUAGCCACCGUCUCGGUGAUCGAAGGAAAGGCCGAACACCUAUCACUUGUUCUUCUCAACUACCCAUUGAUCCAAAAACUUAUUAUCAGAAGUAUCAAAAGAGUUCUAGUGCUAAGCAAAAUGAUGUACAACGUAGACGAAGCUCGGCUGACAUAGCUGAUCUACCUAGUCCUGCUGCUUCUUCUAGGUAUCUCUUGAGUGACACCCCUUUUUUCAGCUUGUUAUCGGAUUCAGAUCAUCUCAAAGCACUGGUUCCUAGUCAACCUAUGAGGCCGAGGCCAAGGCCUCCUCAGAGCUCAAAUAAUUGUCCUGCUUUAAGAUCAUUGUCAACUGGUUCUCGCCCUCAUGAGCAGGUCGUGGAAUUGAGGGUCUCACUGCAUUGCAAGGGAUGUGAAGGAAAAGUUCGAAAACAUAUCUCUAGAAUGGAAGGGGUGAAAUCAUUCAGUAUAGAUUUGGCCACAAAGAAAGUGACUAUCAUAGGCAAUGUGACCCCAUUGGAUGUACUCACUAGCAUUUCGAGGGUGAAGAGCGCGCAGUUUUGGCCAUCUCCAACUUCUUCUUCAUCAUCAUCAUCACCUUCGUCGUUGUCCUCACCAGCAGUUGGCCUGAGUUAAUUACUAGCUAAAAGCUCUUAGGAAACCAGCCUGUUCUUUUCUACUUUUUGCCUUGUAAUGAAAUUAAUUAGUGUGAAAUCUCAGCAUGGUGUGUGUGUUUGAAUAACUAGUUAGAUGUUUAAUUACUUACUAAUUAUGUAAUUUAAAUGUAAAUCUGAUUAUGAUCGAGAUCACUUCAGAUCCUAAUCCUCGUGUUGUUCAAAAUAAUGUAAAAAGUACUAAAAGAGACUGUUGUGUUUCUCUUGUACUCUCUGCUUAUCAUGCUCUUGGAACAAACAA
Molecule: messenger RNA, 1068 nt
Organism: Cornus florida
Lineage: Eukaryota; Viridiplantae; Streptophyta; Magnoliopsida; Cornales; Cornaceae
Product: protein SODIUM POTASSIUM ROOT DEFECTIVE 2-like
Exons: 3
Coding region: 70-789 (239 amino acids)
Molecular function (GO): metal ion binding
Source: RefSeq, a predicted model, not a curated record